Messenger RNA from Ipomoea triloba (trilobed morning glory), 1567 nucleotides. Its product is annotated as dehydrodolichyl diphosphate synthase complex subunit NUS1. Gene Ontology annotation, cellular component: endoplasmic reticulum membrane; dehydrodolichyl diphosphate synthase complex. Bases 435 to 1247 code for a protein of 270 amino acids. Lineage: Eukaryota; Viridiplantae; Streptophyta; Magnoliopsida; Solanales; Convolvulaceae. The record is from RefSeq and is a predicted model, not a curated record. The transcript is spliced from 10 exons. Gene Ontology annotation, molecular function: ditrans,polycis-polyprenyl diphosphate synthase [(2E,6E)-farnesyl diphosphate specific] activity.
CACCUUUCCUCUUCUUUCUCCCCUGUUCUUCUUCUCUCGAUAUUCAAGCGUCGCCGAUGGCCGUACUUCCGUUGGAAAGAUCGACGGCAUUUCCGUCGCUAAACUCGCUGCCGGUGGGGUACAGGUUCCGUCCAACGGGCGAGUAGCUCAUCGAUCACUAUCUGAAUCUGAAUAUCAACGGUGAAGUCAGUGUGAUUCGCGAAAUUGACAUCUAUAAACUCGAGCCAUUAGACCUGCGUGCUAAUGCAGUGUAUUAACGGGCUGGCGGUUGGGCGGGCCAUGACGGUUUGGAUUGGGUUGGGUAUUUCUACGGUUUUCAUUCACUUAGCGAGAGAGAGUAUUGAGUCAUGCAUUGUAAGCCUCCUUAAAACCAGCAAAUACUCAGUUGAUAGUCUCCUGAUUUAGCAAUUAUUAAGAUCCUUCGCACAGCAGAAAUGCCAAAGCUUGAUUUCAAUCUUGUAGUCUUACUGGCUCGGAGGCAUGAGUUAAUGGUAAUGGAUUUGGGAGAAAAGCUGCUAAAGUUCAUAAAGCAGACUUCUUGGUGUGGUAAUCUUGGACUUCACUUCUUGUGGCUUAUUAUACAUUUUUUUGUUGGUAUAUGGUACUUUGUGUUAGGCAUAGCCCAAACCAUUGAGAGUUUUCUUAUCUCUAGUGGCUUCUGGGAGAGUUACAAAUCUCUAAAUAUCAGCAAAAUUCAGCACUUGGCAGUUGUUAUAGACUGCGAAGAAGCUCAAGAGACUUCAAAAGUUAUUGAACUCCUGCAGUUUCUUGCAACUAUUGGUGUAAAGAACGUCUCCCUCUAUGAUAGUGAAGGAGUGCUAAAGCAGUCCAAAGAAGCCAUCAAGGAGGAGUUGAGCCGUAUAAAGUUCUAUGAGGGAACUUCUUUGCCCACUCCACUUUUACACAAGUAUAAUAAUCUGGAGUUUGUCUCAUCAGCAGAUGGAAAACAUGCAAUGGGCAAAGCAGCUAAUUUCCUCUUUGUCAAGCAUUAUACUGGCACAAAUUUGCAGAAGCACACUUUUACAGAGUCAGACGUGACUGAUGCACUAAGUGUUAUUGGUUGUUGUGGACCAGACCCUGAUCUCUUACUAGUUUAUGCUUCUGCAAGAUGCCACCUCGGUUUCCCAGCAUGGAGACUACGGUACACAGAGAUUGGACAUAUGGGGCCAUUGAAGUCGAUGAAAUUUGGAUCCCUCAUGAAGGCCAUUUAUAAGUUCACAAUGGUUCACCAGAAUUAUGGCAUAUGAACCAUUACAAACGGACCCGAACACACUGGUAUUUUGAACAUGUGCAAGAUGAUAGAUGAUGAUGAUCAUUUAUCAAGAUGUGGAUUUGUAUUAUUAUUAUUUAUAUUCAACUUGAUCAUUUUGACUAAUAGCAUCAUCUCCACUUUCCUAUAGAAAAAGGGAAGGUCAACUUGUUGAUUAUGAUUAAUGACUAGCAUCUUUGCAUUUGCAUCCAGUCCCCCAUGGAAGGCCAAAAGAUUUGGUACAGAAAAACUUGUCAUCAAUACAAUAAGUACUUAUUUGUAAGUCAACUGGAAUCUAAUGAUAUUGUACUUUGUCUA